Molecule: messenger RNA, 2766 nt
Organism: Exaiptasia diaphana
Lineage: Eukaryota; Metazoa; Cnidaria; Anthozoa; Actiniaria; Aiptasiidae
Product: macrophage colony-stimulating factor 1 receptor 1
Exons: 11
Coding region: 275-2743 (822 amino acids)
Biological process (GO): cell surface receptor protein tyrosine kinase signaling pathway; multicellular organism development; positive regulation of kinase activity
Cellular component (GO): signaling receptor complex
Molecular function (GO): ATP binding; transmembrane receptor protein tyrosine kinase activity
Source: RefSeq, a predicted model, not a curated record
GAUCGGGUUUCCAAGGAUCAAAGGGAUAGARGGAAUUCUAUGUAAAGAUUCUAAACUAAAAUUCUACCGGUUCAUGAUCAAAGACAAUAAGUGGCAUGUUUAUUUUACUUGUUACUUCAAUUCCUGUUCAGCUGCAAACGAGGUGGAUUAUUAUGCUAAUGGGAAAAGGAUGUACAAAUGAUGAGUGAUUCUUAGCGUUUUAGCAGUGUGCAUCUUUGCCCAGUAUUAGUCAUCRUAUCAAAGAGCUUUCAGCUAAGCCAAGCAGUCUGUUCCGAUGUACUGUUCCAGGACGAUGCCAUUUCUUCUGCUGCUWCAAGUGUUUUCUAUCUUACUCCACUUAACAGAGCAAAACAUGAAGGUUUACAAAGAUUGUCCUCCAUAUGGGACAGUAAUCACGAGUAGUAACGGUACCAUCCAGUCCCCUAAUUACCCUGACAAGUACCCAAAGAACCAUCGAUGUGGCUGGACAAUCGUCGUACCACAGGACCAUGUGGUACAUAUUGUGCUCAAACACCUUGAGAUUACACAGGCGUUACAGCUUCCAUAUGGCUGCAGGGCAGGCUUAAGGGUAUUUGAUGGUGGUGUUGCUUCUAGUCCAAUCCUUAUUGAAAGAUGUGGUAGAUGGCAACCAUUUGAUUUUUACUCAAGUAAUCGCCGAGUUUUGUUGAUAUUUGAUUCAGACGAGACUCAGUCUAAAGGCUUUGAUGUUGAUUUUUAUGCUGUGCCUAAUACCAGAAUAGGUUGCCCAUUAUCUGYAGUCAACAUGUCUGUCGCGGUUGGUCAUCCAAAGUACUUUACAACUCCACAAUAUCCCAGCUUAUAUCCUCCCAACCAARAGUGUAUAUGGCUAAUGAUCGCUCCCGAAAACCACGUGAUCGUUUUACAAUUUGUGGACUUUAACUUGGAAAGUUCGGCAUCGUGUACUUCCUUCGAUCGUUUGAUGAUAAGAGAUGGUGCUGAUUCAAAUAGUYCUGUUAUCGCAAAGCUAUGUGGGUACGCAAAGCAUUGCCCCAUUAAAUCGACURGUCGUUAUAUGCGGGUCCAGUUUAUAAGUAAUCAAUAUUACAGUUUUAGUGGCAUAAAUGCAUCCGUUGAAGCUUACUCAAAAGACAUUACAAAUCCUCUCCCGAUGACCUCCCUAUAUGCAACGAAAAGUGGCUAUUUUAAAGCAUCCAGCAGGCCUAUGACUCCAACUGGUACACCGAACAUGCGCACUAGUUGCCUUUGGAACAUAAGGGUCCCACAUGGUUCAAGGGUGAAUUUGUCUAUUACCGUCCAAUUGAAUACAUUGUUAUUGGUUGACAAUUGUACUAAAGGUCGCGUGGUGAUAUUUGAUGGCCCUAACAUCCAUAGUCCUGUCCUUCUACAAGACUGCGGUAAACUAGGAACUGCUCAUGCGUCAUCAAAGAGUAAUCAUGUCCUUAUUCAGCUUGUUAUCGACCAGGAAGCAUCGAAGAUUGAUUUCCAGGCGACGUUUCGCAGUAUAAAUGCCAUAAGUAUUAUGCCAACAAAAGAAGUUUACGUUAAUACAACAAAUGUCAUGGCAACAGUCUCCACGACAACCAUAGCCAACAAGACCAACAGCAGAGCUGAGAAAACCCGGUCGUCCACCCACACGUUUAUCGGGGUGGGAUUGGGUUUAGCAGUAGUUGUUAUGGCUGCCAUYGCUUCAAUUGCUUACAGAAUAAUCUCAAGGAGACGAAAAAGACUCUCUGACAUGUCUCUAAAUGAGAGGGAUCCCUGGGAGGUAUCGCUCAGUCGAGUAGAGUUAGUGCAGGAGCUCGGUCAUGGAGCGUUUGGCAAAGUAUGGAAAGGAAACAUGGACAGUAAUGUCAUAUAUAAACCUACCAGUCAAACAGAGAACAAACAGCAAACAAUGAGAACAAACAAUGUCGCUGUGGCAGUGAAAAUGUUGCAUGAUGGCGCUUCUUCAGACGAACAACAAGAUUUCCUUCGUGAAAUCGAGUUCAUGAAGAACGUUGGUUACCAUAGAAACAUCAUCAGUAUGGUUGCUUGUUGCACUAAAGAGGAGCAAGUUUUUCUAGUUGUGGAGUUUGCAGCACACGGAGAUUUGCUCAACUUACUCAGAGACAAGCGCAAAAAAGCGUGCGGAAAUGAAAACGAUGAGUGUCAAAGUGUAGAAAGUUUGUUGGACGAGUUGAUGUCUUUUUCGUGGCAAAUUGCACGAGGAAUGGAAUACUUGUCGUCAAAAGGCAUCGUUCACCGUGACCUCGCUGCUCGUAACAUUCUCGUUGCUGAAGACAUCGUCAAAGUGGCAGAUUUUGGUCUGUCUCGUCACGUGACUUACGAGGAUCAAGUGUACCAGGCCCAGGGACGUCGUAAGCUUCCUUUGAAGUGGAUGUCACCUGAAGCAAUUUACGACCAAAUUUUCACCUCCAAGACUGAUGUAUGGUCAUAUGCCGUGGUACUUUGGGAGAUUUAUACUUUGGGUGGAGUACCAUAUCCUACCCUUACCAACAUACAACUAGCGCAGGCUUUAAGAAGGGGAUACCGAAUGGAAAAACCUGACCUUUGUCCCGAUGAAGUACACCAUCUAAUGAAAGAAUGUUGGAAAGAGCAUGCAAAUGAUAGGCCAACAUUUAGUGAUGUCAUAGAAAUACUUGAGACGUUAAUGACACAAGAGAAGCCCUAUGUUGUCUUCACAGGGAUCAACGAGUUGGACGACUGUUAUUUAGUGCCRUCCUUCAACAGCGCUAUAGAUUGUGAUGAUUUCAUCAUAUGAAAUCCCUGACUAAGAAACGUCAU